Messenger RNA from Metopolophium dirhodum (rose-grain aphid), 585 nucleotides. RefSeq names its product ADP-ribose glycohydrolase OARD1-like. The transcript has 3 exons. NCBI's taxonomy places the organism in Eukaryota, Metazoa, Arthropoda, Insecta, Hemiptera, Aphididae. Bases 1 to 585 code for a protein of 194 amino acids. The record is from RefSeq and is a predicted model, not a curated record. Gene Ontology annotation, biological process: peptidyl-glutamate ADP-deribosylation.
AUGUCGUCCAACACAAUUAUCGAAGAAAUCAAUUCGAUCACGUCUGCAGGGACUUUCGCCGUAGCACAUUGCGUGUCGGAAGAUUUCCAAAUGAGUAGGGGUGUUGCGGUGCAGUUUAAGCUGAACUAUGGUCAUGUUAGCGUCCUCCUGGACCAAAGGGUCAGAGUAGGUGGGGUGGCAGAACUGAGGGUUGACCAGAAAAAUUAUUUUUAUAUUUUUUACCUGGUGACCAAAGUUUUAUACCACCAUAAACCAACUCUCCAGUCCCUAGCCACCACAUUGGUCCAGUUAAGGGAUAGAUUGAAGGAAUUGUCAAUUAGUUCUUUAAUUAUCCCGAAACUGGGCUGUAAAUUAGAUGAACGUAAUUGGUACCAGGUUCAUGAUUUAUUAAAGACGACAUUUAACGGUAGUGAUGGCCUGCAGUUAAAAGUCACAGUUUGCGAUCCCGAAAACUUUCAGAUACCAUCUCACCAUCUAGCCAAAAUAGAGAAGAAACCAAUUGAUUUUUUUAACGGUUCGACGAAUUCCACAGUCAAAAUUCUUCCCGUCGAAAUAACGUGCGCGUUGACAAACACGUUAUUUUAA